This is a messenger RNA of Ornithorhynchus anatinus (platypus), 1385 nucleotides long. It is a transcript of the gene CYSLTR2, whose product is annotated as cysteinyl leukotriene receptor 2. The transcript has a single exon. Gene Ontology annotation, molecular function: leukotriene receptor activity. Bases 202 to 1185 code for a protein of 327 amino acids. Gene Ontology annotation, biological process: G protein-coupled receptor signaling pathway. The record is from RefSeq and is a predicted model, not a curated record. NCBI's taxonomy places the organism in Eukaryota, Metazoa, Chordata, Mammalia, Monotremata, Ornithorhynchidae. Gene Ontology annotation, cellular component: plasma membrane.
GCAAGUUUUAUUCAUUUGGCGAUUAGUCCGGAUCAGUAAUGCCACUUUCUCCUAGGUUUUCACAUCCUGGAAAGUCAAUAUGAUGUUUUGCCAGAGGAGUGGAAGGGAGAAAGAGAAGAAACUUUAUUUCUCACUCUUUUUUUUUUUUUUUUUUUAACUCAGGAAGAUGACCAAAUCUAUUUGCUCUUGUCCCAAAUAGAAAUGGAGCAGCAAGGGAGCCCCGCCAACGACACUAACUGCACCAUUCAAGACUUCAAAAGAGCCAUCUACCCACCUGUGUAUUUGAGCAUAUUUGUGUUGGGAAUUUUGGGAAAUGGCUUUUCCAUAUUCAUUUUCCUUCAGUCUUUUAGGAAACAAACCUCAAUGAAUGUUUUCAUGUUGAACUUGGCCAUUUCGGAUUUCUUAUUUGUGUUUACGCUGCCCUUCCGAGCUGACUACUACUUGAAGAAUUCCAAGUGGGUGUUUGGAGACAUCACCUGCAGGUUAAUGUCCUAUUCUUGGUACGUCAAUAUGUACAGCAGCAUCUAUUUCCUGACCGUGAUGAGCAUCGUCCGUUUCCUGGCUAUUGUGCACCCUUUCCGGCUCUUAAGUCUGACCAGCAUCAAGGGUGCCCGGAUCCUGUGUGUGACAAUAUGGACUUUUGUGAUGGUGAUUUCUGCUACGCUUUUGAAAGGCGGAUCUUCCCAGAAGAAUAAUGAAACUUCAUGCUUAGACCCUGAGAAAGAGAAAAUCCAGAGGUUGCUCAUUCUGAACAAUAUCGUCUUGGCCGUGGGUUUCAUUCUGCCCCUGGGCACACUGAGUGUCUGUUACAUACUGAUCAUCAGGACUCUGCUCAAACCUCGGGUCCCAGAAUCGGGGCUCAGACCCUCAAACAAAAAGGCGUUAUUAACCAUCUCUAUUAUAUUGUUCUUUUUCCUGGUUUGUUUUCUGCCUUAUCACCUUCUGAGAACCGUUCACUUGUUGGCGUGGAGCGAGAAUAAGUGCCACAGUCGUGUGCAUAAAGCUGUGGUGAUCACCCUGUGCUUAGCUGCAGCCAAUAACUGCCUGAAUCCUUUGCUCUAUUACUUUUCGGGGGAAAAUUUCAAAGAGAGACUUAUCGCUGUAUUCAAAAGAGGACCCCUGCCAAAACAAACGCAACAGGGCCAUCUGUACAUUGUGGAAGCAGAAAACCUAGUGGAGACCUGACAGAAGCCACUCUUCUGCCCGUGUAGACUAUUGCACUGGCUGCAAAACUGUCCCGGAAGUGACAUCCUAUGGCUAACCGAAAAACAUUUAUUGAGAUGCUUACUUACACGUCCAGAUCCAAAUUUCAGAAAAAAUAAAUUCAGUUUUGUUCUGCCUUCUAAUGGUUCAGGAUGGGAAAUAAUUCAACUUUGUUGAAGCAG